AUGAGUUACUGCCAAACAGACAGAUAUUUAGUAAUUAGAAAUCAAAAAAGCGGAUUAGUUUUAGAUGCCAGCGAAUAUCUGGUGAAACUUCAGUACUUCAUGGGAUUUCCGCCACAACUAUGGAAAUUGGAAAGUGCAGGUCUUGGGACAUUUUUUAUUGUGAAUAAAGGCAAUGGACAAGCACUAGACAUACAAGGAGAAGCCAACAAUGGGAACAACCUUAUCACUUAUGCUAAACAUGGUGGUAUCACUCAGCAGUGGUUCAUAAAUUCUGACGGAACCAUCGUCAGUGCUGUUGGAGACUGGGCGAUUAAUAUUUGUCAAAGCAGUUAUUUCGCUGGAAAUACCAUAAUAGCUUACAACAAGCACGGAGGACCCAAUCAAAAGUUUCAUCUCCAAUAUGAAUAA
This is a messenger RNA of Zophobas morio, 408 nucleotides long. RefSeq lists its product as uncharacterized. The record is from RefSeq and is a predicted model, not a curated record. The transcript has 2 exons. The coding region runs from base 1 to 408 and encodes 135 amino acids. NCBI's taxonomy places the organism in Eukaryota, Metazoa, Arthropoda, Insecta, Coleoptera, Tenebrionidae.